Molecule: messenger RNA, 591 nt
Organism: Caenorhabditis remanei
Lineage: Eukaryota; Metazoa; Nematoda; Chromadorea; Rhabditida; Rhabditidae
Exons: 3
Coding region: 1-591 (196 amino acids)
Biological process (GO): translation
Cellular component (GO): ribosome; cytosolic large ribosomal subunit
Molecular function (GO): RNA binding; structural constituent of ribosome
Source: RefSeq, a predicted model, not a curated record
AUGACGGACGUCGAAAAGCAGACCGAGAUCCGAGAGAAGAAGGGACGCAACGUGAUGCGCGAGCUCAAAAUCCAAAAGCUCUGCCUGAACAUCUGCGUCGGAGAGUCUGGAGAUCGUCUCACUCGUGCCGCUAAGGUGCUCGAGCAGCUCACUGGACAAACCCCAGUUUUCUCCAAGGCCCGAUACACCGUCAGAACUUUCGGAAUCCGUAGAAACGAAAAGAUCGCUGUUCACUGCACAGUUCGUGGACCAAAGGCUGAGGAGAUCCUCGAGAAGGGACUCAAAGUCAAGGAAUACGAGUUGUACAAGGAGAACUUCUCCGACACCGGAAACUUCGGAUUCGGAGUGCAAGAGCACAUCGAUCUCGGAAUCAAGUACGAUCCAGGAAUCGGAAUCUACGGAAUGGACUUCUACGUUGUUCUCAACCGCAAUGGAGUAAGAGUUUCCAAGCGCAGACGUGCUCCAGGACGCAUCGGACCAUCCCACCGUGUCGAUAAGGAGGAGACCAUCAAGUGGUUCCAACAGAAAUAUGAUGGAAUCAUCCUCCCACCUAAACCAAAGGCCAAGAAGAACAUGUACCGUCGUCGUUAA